Medicago truncatula (barrel medic) is the source of this 536-nucleotide messenger RNA. RefSeq names its product heterogeneous nuclear ribonucleoprotein A1. The record is from RefSeq and is a predicted model, not a curated record. NCBI's taxonomy places the organism in Eukaryota, Viridiplantae, Streptophyta, Magnoliopsida, Fabales, Fabaceae. The transcript is spliced from 2 exons. The coding region runs from base 66 to 386 and encodes 106 amino acids.
AUAACUUUCAGUCACUUCAUUUUCAUCGAUCAAUAUACAAUAGUUUCAAAGUAAGUUAUAAGAAAAUGAAUUCCAAAGGGUUACUUUUUCUAGCUAUGCUCUUGGCUUCCAUUCUUCUCAUCUCCGCAGCUGAGAAAUCUGACAAAAAAGAUGGUAAAGAAAAUGGGAUAGACGAAAGCAAGUAUGGCUAUUAUGGAGGUUGGGGUUACGGCGGUCCAUGGCGUGGAGGUUGGGGUUAUGGCGGUCCAUGGCGUGGAGGCUACGGUUGGGGAGGUCCAUGGCGUGGAGGCUGGGGUGGUGGCUAUGGUGGCUGGCGCGGUGGUUGGGGUGGUGGUUGGCCAAAAGAACAUAAUGAUGCUCAUAUUGAUGCUGAACCUCAUGACUAAGCUAAAAAUCGAGCUAAUGGGCUCUUGUUACUAUACUUAUCACAAUAAAUAAAACUUCAUGUCAAGUAUAGCUUGAAAUGUAAUAAAAAGGAAGAAUCUUGUGUUAUAUUGUACUUAUUAAGGAAUAAAAUGCACGAAUUUAGACAUAUA